AUGAUUGCAGCUGCUGAAAUAAGAGAAGCCCUCCAGCACGCGAUGAAAGUAUCACGGGAAGGUAGCUGUCAGUGGCCACGUGCGAGAGUAAUACCCGUGAGAGAUGUCUAUCCAAGCCCCUCAACGACUUACAUUCCACAUUGCGCGAUUCUUCACAGAUGCUCCGACGACACUGGCUGCUGUAGAUCCGAAUCGCUGACAUGUGUACCCAAACAGUUCCACAAAGUUGAACUAUACUUUUAC
Molecule: messenger RNA, 243 nt
Organism: Cotesia congregata
Lineage: Eukaryota; Metazoa; Arthropoda; Insecta; Hymenoptera; Braconidae
Source: the annotation of a GenBank genome assembly